Messenger RNA from Zonotrichia leucophrys gambelii, 2961 nucleotides. RefSeq names its product cryptochrome-1-like. Gene Ontology annotation, cellular component: nucleus; cytoplasm. Bases 557 to 2140 code for a protein of 527 amino acids. Gene Ontology annotation, molecular function: FAD binding; deoxyribodipyrimidine photo-lyase activity; DNA binding. Gene Ontology annotation, biological process: entrainment of circadian clock by photoperiod; circadian regulation of gene expression. The transcript is spliced from 13 exons. The record is from RefSeq and is a predicted model, not a curated record. NCBI's taxonomy places the organism in Eukaryota, Metazoa, Chordata, Aves, Passeriformes, Passerellidae.
GCGGGGCCGUAGGAGCUCCGGGACCAACCGGGACCCACUGGGAUCCCCCCCCCGAUCCCCGGCUCUAGCAUGGUCCAGCCCUGGGACCCUCCCACCUUGAACCGCGUUAAACCUCCGCGGACAGCGGGCAGGGCCCUGCUGGGAGCGGUACUUACAUAACCCCCUGUCCCAGCCAGCGUUGUGUAACCGGCCCCGUGGGGCGAGGAACCGCUGCCGCACCCGCCGCCACUACAGGCCGUGGGGAAGGAGGCAGAGACUGUCGGGUGUGGUUUUCGACCCGUUCCCGGAGAAGCCCCAGUCAAGCCCCUACACUUCGAUGAGUUUGGGACUUCCUCCUCUGACUCAAUAUGCCAUUUUCUUGCAUCAAAGCUGUAUCCAGCACCCACAUUCUUGCCUGUGGAGAGAAAUGCUCAGCAGCAGGAGAGCUGGGAUCAGUGACUGUGUGACCUCCUCUUUUUGGGGUGACAUGUUGUAAAGACCCUGGAGCAUCAGCUGUGCAACCCUCAAGGGAUUUGAUAUCCUGAAAGCCAAGGGUUCCCUUCCUCUUGUAGCCAGGAUGCUGCAUCGCACCAUUCACCUUUUCCGAAAGGAGCUCCGGCUCCACGACAACCCAGUGCUGCUGGCUGCCCUGGAGUCCUCAGAGGCCCUGUACCCCGUGUACAUCCUGGACACAGCAUUCCUGACCUCCUCCAUGCACAUCGGGGCCCUGCGCUGGAAUUUCCUGCUCCAGUCCCUUGAGGAUCUCCACAAAAACUUGGGCAAGCUGGGCUCCUGCUUGCUGGUUAUUCAAGGGCAGUAUGAGCUUGUUCUUAGGGAUCACAUUCAGAAGUGGAAUAUCACUCAAGUGACACUGGAUGCAGAGAUGGAGCCGUUCUACAAGGAGAUGGAGGCCAACAUCCAGCGCCUGGGGGCAGAGCUGGGCUUUAAGGUGCUCUCCCUGGUGAGCCACAGCCUGUACAACACCCAGCGGAUUUUGGACCUAAAUGGUGGGAGUCCCCCAUUAACUUACAAGAGAUUCCUUCACAUUCUGUCUUUGCUUGGUGACCCUGAGGUGCCUGUCCGAAACCUCACAGCUGAAGACUUCCAGAGAUGUAGAGCCCCUGACCCGGGCCUGGCUGAGUGUUACAGGGUGCCUCUCCCUAUGGAUUUGAAGAUUUCCCCAGAGAGCCUUUCCCCUUGGAGAGGAGGGGAGACUGAAGGGCUGCAGCGCCUGGAGCAACACUUGACUGACCAGGGCUGGGUAACAAGUUUUACUAAACCAAGGACAAUCCCAAACUCGCUGCUUCCAAGCACCACAGGCCUGAGCCCAUAUUUCAGUAUGGGCUGUCUGUCAGUUCGGACAUUUUUUUAUAGGUUGUCAAACAUUUAUGCUCAGGCAAAGCAUCACUCUCUGCCCCCAGUGUCGCUCCAAGGGCAGCUGUUGUGGAGGGAGUUCUUCUAUACAGUAGCAUCAGCAACGCCCAACUUCACCCAGAUGGCUGGGAACCCCAUCUGCCUCCAGAUCUGCUGGUACAAGGAUGCAGAGAGGCUCCACAAAUGGAAAACGGCACAGACAGGGUUCCCAUGGAUCGAUGCCAUUAUGACCCAGCUGCGCCAGGAAGGCUGGAUCCAUCACCUGGCUCGGCACGCUGUCGCCUGCUUCCUGACACGUGGGGACCUUUGGAUCAGCUGGGAAGAGGGAAUGAAGGUGUUUGAAGAGCUGCUUUUAGAUGCUGACUACAGCAUCAACGCUGGGAACUGGAUGUGGCUGUCAGCCAGUGCCUUCUUCCACCAGUACACACGGAUCUUCUGCCCCGUCCGCUUCGGGAAGCGCACAGACCCCCAGGGCGACUACAUCAGGAAGUACUUGCCCAUACUAAAGAACUUUCCCUCCAAGUACAUCUACGAGCCCUGGACAGCAUCUGAAGAGGAGCAGAAGCAAGCAGGAUGUAUCAUAGGCCAGGAUUAUCCCUUCCCCAUGGUGAACCACAAGGAAGCCAGUGACCACAACCUGCAGUUGAUGAAACAGGUCAGAGAGGAGCAGCACAGAACAGUCCAGCUCACGAGAGAUGAUGCAGAUGACCCCAUGGAAAUAAAGGUAAAACGUGACCAUUCAGAAGAAAACAUUGCAAAAGGAAAAGUGGCCCGAACAGCAGAAUAAACCAAAAUUCCCUCAGGGGUCACCUGCUGGGUACCAAAAGAGGCAAGAGAGGAGAGCCAGGGGCCAGUUGAGCUGGCCAGCCACUGUCCUCCAUACUUUGCCCUGCUGAUGUGCCUCUUGCUUGCGACCUGACCUCAGGACACGUGUUGGAUCUUGAGUAGUUUUAGUGCAGUUAUUUUGGAUGGAAUUGUUUGUCUUUGAGUGGCUUCUGGAGCAUCUGUUGAAGCUGUUGGGUAAAUGCAAGAGGUGCGUGGUUGUGGCAGGUCCUGCUGCUGCAGCAUCCUUCAAAUCCAUGUUUUUCAUGCACAUGUAUAAAUAGAUUUUGUGAAAAAUAACUUAAUGUCAGAAGACCAUGUGCACAUUAAUGUGGUUGCACAUUAGCAUUAGGACCUUGAUUUGCUUGCCUUGUAGAGACAGACUUAGGGAUGUUCAGAUUAUUUGUUCUAAGUUCCCAGUUUAUGACUGUAGUCCCCAGUUUGGGGAGACAGAGCAGAGUGCAGCCCCUUGUACUUUGUGUAUACGUUUUAAGUCAUAAGUAGGAAUUAUUAUGCAUUUUGAGGACAAGGUUGAAAAUAUCUCACUAAAUUAGGGCUAAUAUAUAACUUUGUCACCAUAAUUCUCUUCCUUGGCUAACUAGAACUGCAGGGCAGAGAUUAAUUCUGUCAUGUACCACAUGGAAAGAUUUCUCCUUUCACUGAAAUGUAUUGUUGUGAAGUUUGACAAAGCUGGGUGAGUCAAUUAUGAUUGGGGGUUUGGGGGUAGGGAAGUGCAGUGGGGUUUUCAUGGCUGCAGGUAGUAUUCUGGGUUUGGAAAGAAAUAAA